UGCGAUCUGCCAGACUUUGCCGCGAGUGGCAUCUCCAUAUCCUGCUGCUCCUGCUCCUGCUGCUCCUGCUCUUGCUGCCGAGAACUACCGCUUCCGAAAAACAUGACCAAGGAAUCGUAUCUUGUCAUUGGAGGAGGAGGCUUCCUCGGCGGGCACAUCGUCGACCAGCUUGUCGAGCGUGGUGACCAAGUUGCCGUCUUCGACAUGCGUGUCCCCCGCGAGCCCAACCCCAAGGUCGAAUACUUUACCGGCGAUCUCUGCAGCCCGGCUGACCUGGCCCCUGCCCUCAAGUCUCGCACCGUUGUGAUCCACUCAGCCUCCCCACCGCACGGUCUGCCAGACAAAGUCUUUUUCAAGGUCAACGUCGAAGGCACCCAGACCAUCCUCGAUGCCGCUGUUGCGAGCGGGGUUCGAAAGUUUGUCUACACUAGCAGCGCCAGUGUCAUUUACAACGGGCAGCCCAUGGUGGCCGCUGACGAGACCUGGCCCUUUCCCGAAACGAUGGAUGCCUACAACCAGUCCAAGGCGCAAGGAGAAAGCCUGGUCUUAAGCUAUAACGGCAAGAACGGCAUGGCAACCUGUGCGCUUCGGCCCUCGGGCAUCUUUGGCCCUCGGGACGCUCAAGGCGGACCUGCCAUGCUCAAGGUCGCCAACGAAAAGUCGCACAUUUACAUGAUCGGCAACAACCGUACUCUGUUUGACAUGACGUUCGUUGUCAACGCUGCGUACGCCCAUCUCCAGGCUGCUGACAAGCUGGAGUCGGAAGGUGUUGCUGGAGAGGCCUUCAUUAUCACCAACGACCAGCCCAUGUUCUUCUGGGAUAUCCCCAAGCGCUUCUUCCAGAUCUGGGGUGCUCUGCCCUCAGGCACCAUCCGUAUCCCACUUUCGGUCGCCUUCCCGAUUGCCUACCUUGCCGAUGCUGCUACCUGGGCGCUUAAGCCCUUCGUUGAGCUGCACCCAUCCUUCACCGUCUUCCGAAUCAAAGCCUUUGCCAUCAACCGCUACUACAGUUGCGAAAAGGCAAAGGAGCGGCUCGGCUAUAAGCCCCUUGUUCCCAUGGAGGAGGCGCUCGAGAUCACGGGCGAGUUCUGGAAACAAUUUAAUGAAGAGCAGAAGGCCGCGAAGCAGUAGUUUCUUGCGCUCGGGUGCUGCAUUGCAGAUGUUCUUGAUGGAAACAAGCGGAAUCCUGAUCCGUGUGUGUGGCUACAGACAGCAGCCUUGCACAAUAGUCCCCCCUCAGCUGGUUGCUUUUGC
This is a messenger RNA of Polychytrium aggregatum, 1254 nucleotides long. RefSeq lists its product as uncharacterized. Gene Ontology annotation, molecular function: 3-beta-hydroxy-Delta5-steroid dehydrogenase (NAD+) activity. The coding region runs from base 103 to 1131 and encodes 342 amino acids. The transcript has 5 exons. Gene Ontology annotation, biological process: steroid biosynthetic process. The record is from RefSeq and is a predicted model, not a curated record. NCBI's taxonomy places the organism in Eukaryota, Fungi, Chytridiomycota, Chytridiomycetes, Polychytriales.